CUCAUCCUUCCUUCCGCAGCCGACCCCGUGGUGCAGAUCGAGGGCAACCCCCACUGCUGCUUCUUCAACUUCAGCCCCAAGAUCAUGUUCACCAAAGUGGUGAAGGCGCAGCUGUGGGUGUACCUGCGCCCGGUGCAGCACACCUCCACCGUCUACCUGCAGAUCCUCCGCCUCAAGCCGGUGACGGAGGAAGGCAGCCGCCACAUCCGCAUCCGCUCGCUCAAAAUCGACCUCAACUCCCGCAUCGGGCACUGGCAGAGCAUCGACUUCAAGCACGUCUUGCAGAACUGGUUCAAGCAGCCGCAGAACAACUGGGGCAUCGAGAUCAACGCCUUCGACCCCAACGGCAACGACCUGGCCGUCACCUCGCUGGGACCCGGCGCUGAGGGGCUGCACCCCUUCAUGGAGCUGCGGGUGCUGGAGAACAACAAACGCUCGCGGAGGAACCUGGGCUUGGACUGCGACGAGCACUCCACCGAGUCGCGCUGCUGCCGCUACCCGCUCACCGUCGACUUCGAGGCCUUCGGCUGGGACUGGAUCAUCGCCCCCAAGAGGUACAAAGCCAACUACUGCUCGGGGCAGUGCGAGUACAUGUUCAUGCAGAAAUACCCGCACACCCACCUGGUGCAGCAAGCCAACCCGCGAGGCUCGGCCGGGCCGUGCUGCACUCCCACCAAGAUGUCCCCCAUCAACAUGCUCUAUUUCAACGACAAGCAGCAAAUCAUCUACGGCAAGAUCCCGGGCAUGGUGGUGGACCGCUGCGGCUGCUCGUAGAGCUGCACCUCCGCCCGACGGACGGACAGGACAGGACGGACGGACGGACGGACUUCCCUCUCCUCUUCGGCUUUUGGCUGGUUUUUUGUUUGUUUUUUUUUUAAUCGUUAUUUUAUU
Messenger RNA from Numida meleagris (helmeted guineafowl), 891 nucleotides. RefSeq names its product growth/differentiation factor 11-like. The transcript is spliced from 2 exons. Gene Ontology annotation, biological process: SMAD protein signal transduction. Gene Ontology annotation, cellular component: extracellular region. NCBI's taxonomy places the organism in Eukaryota, Metazoa, Chordata, Aves, Galliformes, Numididae. The annotation marks the transcript as partial. Gene Ontology annotation, molecular function: cytokine activity; growth factor activity. The record is from RefSeq and is a predicted model, not a curated record.